UAAACUUGUUUGUUUUUCAGAUUAAGCGUGCUGGAGAAGCGCCGUAUCGAGGGCUGCCUGUGCCGGGUGCCGUCUUCGUUCUACAACCACGUGUGGGACGUGAUGGAGCGAACGCCGGGCGGACUGCGCGUGCGCGGGUACAUCUUGCCGCAGCAACCCACCCUCUCCGAGAUGACUCGCUCCGAACUCACCUUCGCGCUCCUAGUCGAGCAGACGCUCAACCGCAUACACCAGCCCGAGUACCGCCAGAUCAUUGUCGAAUUGUUGUGCAUCGUCUUCACGAUAUUGAACCGAAAUCCAGAGUUGAGCUUCCGGAAUCAAUUAGAUCUUGACCAGCUGGUUACUGAUGCCUACACCAUGUUUUGUAAGGAUGGUGACUUGAAAGAGCCAAGCAUCGAGGUGUUCUUCUCAUCAGAGCAAUCCAUCACCACCGGUUACUUGGCACGAGCAGUUGUCAACAAUGUCCUGAAAGGAGGUCAACUGCUGCAGAGCACCGCCACCUCUGAUGCUAUCGCGUCAAGGAAGGGCAAUGCUGACCAAUGUAGAUUGCAGUAAUUUAUAUUCCUAUGACUGUGGGUAUGUCUUGUCAGACCCCAUUUAUAGACCGGUUGUUUAUAGAUUUAUUUAUGUUUGUAACUUGUUUAUUUUUGACUGAAAUAAAGUUUAUUUAUUAGUA
Messenger RNA from Nilaparvata lugens (brown planthopper), 676 nucleotides. Its product is annotated as probable phosphorylase b kinase regulatory subunit beta. Gene Ontology annotation, molecular function: calmodulin binding. The transcript has 3 exons. The record is from RefSeq and is a predicted model, not a curated record. Gene Ontology annotation, cellular component: phosphorylase kinase complex. Gene Ontology annotation, biological process: glycogen metabolic process. NCBI's taxonomy places the organism in Eukaryota, Metazoa, Arthropoda, Insecta, Hemiptera, Delphacidae. The coding region runs from base 103 to 555 and encodes 150 amino acids.